AUGGCAUUGGUAGUGUAUGUUGAUGAUGUAUUGUUAGCCAGUGAUAGUUUACAAGAUAUUGAACUAUUGAAGAAGUUUCUGGAUGAACAGCUUACAAUCAAAGACUUGGGGCCAUUAAAAUAUUUUCUUGGACUAGAGGUAGCAAGAUCUCACACUGGGAUCUCUCUUUGCCAACGAAAAUAUACACUGAACAUUCUACAAGAUACUAGCCUCAUUGGUUCCAAACCUACAGCAUUUCCUAUGGAAUCCAAUCUCAAACUGGCUAUUGAUGAUUCAGUACCAUAUGAAGAUCCAUCAUCUUAUAGAAAACUGGUUGGCAGAUUGUUAUACUUAACGAUUACCAGACCAGAUAUUGCAUAUUCUGUUCAAGUUUUGAGCCAAUUUCUAGCUAAACCGACAGCCAAUCAUCACAAAGCAGCAAUAAGGGUACUUAGAUACUUAAAGGCCACACCUGGACAGGGUUUACUCUUCUCUUCAUCUUCAGAACUUCAGUUGAAAGCCUUUUCAGACAGUGACUGGGCAGGCUGCAUUGAUACUAGGAAAAGCAUAACAGUUCCUCCCUCACUUGAUCGAGUUCUUGUCACCCUCAACAAUGAUGGAGUUGAUUUGAAAGAAAAGAAAACAACAACAAAGACAUUUCUUGACCCAGAGGGGCAGUUCCUUCGAAUCUGGAGGAUGAUUUUUGUAGUGUCUUGUAUGAUGGCUGUAUCGGUGGACCCUUUAUUUUUCUACCUCCCUGUGGUCAAUGAAAAGAACAAGUGCUUUGUGUUAGACGAAAGAUUAAAGGUCGUAGCUAUUUUUUUGCGAAUGGCCACCGAUCUGAUUUAUGUCGUGAAUAUCAUCUUGCAAUUUCUUUGCCCUUAUAUAGAUGAGACCGCAAGUAAACUUGGACGAAUUAAAGUAGUUACAGAUUCCUGGCCAAUAGCAAAGAGGUAUUUCUUGUCGCGGUACUUCCCCAUUGACAUUCUCGCCAUUCUUCCCCUCCCACAGGUGUUAAUUCCAAUAAUUUUUUCAGAAAUCAGAGGCUCAGAAUCUUUGCACAUAAGGAAGCUUCUUAAUACUGUUGUUCUCUACCAAUAUGUGCCAAGACUCAUCCGAAUCUCCAUGUUCAUUCGGGCUGCGAACAAACAUUCUCGAGUUGUGCGGGUCAAAGCUGCAUUAAAUCUCUUUCUGUACAUCAUGGCCAGUCAUGUGCUCGGUGCCUUCUGGUAUUUCUUUUCUAUCGAACGAGAGACGACUUGUUGGUACAAAGCGUGUGAGAAAAAUGAUACCGCAUGUACUCCGAAUUCUUUUAACUGUCAUGAUCAUGUUCACAGUUCGGGAAAUUACACAUUUAUGAAUGAUUAUUGCCCUGUAGAAACAAAGGAUGGUACAAUGCCCUUUGAUUUUGGGAUCUAUCGUGACGCCAUUAAAUCUGGUAUUGUAGCAUCCAGAAAUUUUCGGAAAAAGAUUUUGUAUUGUUCUUGGUGGGGCUUGCGCAAUCUGAGUUCUUUUGGUCAAAACCUUCAGACAAGUACCAAUUUCUGGGAGAACAGCUUUGCAACUUUUAUUUCCAUCUUCGGCUUGCUAUUGUUUUUAUAUUUCAUUGGUAAUGUGCAGACAUACAUGCAGUUGAUAACUGAAAGAACAGAGGAGAUUAUACAAAAGAUGAAAAGUAAAGAACGAGACAUAGAGUUGUGGAUAUCUAGAAAUGGGCUCAAUGAUGACAUAAAACGGGAAAUCAUGGCCAAUAUACGACAGGUAUUAGAGCACAAUAUAGAUGUUGAAAACGAAAACGAAAGUUGA
This is a messenger RNA of Carya illinoinensis, 1785 nucleotides long. RefSeq names its product cyclic nucleotide-gated ion channel 1-like. The transcript has 6 exons. Gene Ontology annotation, cellular component: membrane. NCBI's taxonomy places the organism in Eukaryota, Viridiplantae, Streptophyta, Magnoliopsida, Fagales, Juglandaceae. Bases 1 to 1785 code for a protein of 594 amino acids. Gene Ontology annotation, biological process: transmembrane transport; monoatomic ion transport. The record is from RefSeq and is a predicted model, not a curated record. Gene Ontology annotation, molecular function: monoatomic ion channel activity.